UUCCACUUCCACGUGCCCCCGGUUAAGGAAGCCGUGACGCGACGCGACCGUCUCCGAUCGAGCCACCACCAUGGGCUUCAGCAUCCUCCCGCUGAUGGACUUCAUCGCGCGCCGCGCGUUCCUCGGCGCCGGCCUCCAGCCCCACACCAUCGCUCUCCCGUACGACGAUGGCAGCGAUGGCGGGCAGGGGCGGCGCACCAUCCACUACUGGGCGCCCCCGGGGGAGCCGCGCCUCCCGCCGCUGCUGCUCGUCCACGGCUUCGGGCCCAUGGCCACCUGGCAGUGGCGCCGGCAGGUUGGCCCGCUGUCCCGCCGCUUCCACGUCAUCGUCCCGGACCUCCUCGGCUUCGGCGGCUCCUCCUGCGGCUCCCCGGCGUCGCCCUCCGAGUCGGCGCAGGCCGCCGCGCUCGCCGCGCUCCUCGACGCGCUCCCGGGCCUCGCGGCGGGCGCGCGCGUAGCCGUGGCCGGCACCAGCUACGGCGGGUUCGUGGCCUACGCCCUGGCGCGCGCGGCGGGACCCGGCAGGGUCGGCCCCGUGGUGAUAUCCAACUCCGACCUGCUCAAGACGGCCGAGGACGACAGGGCGCUCCUCGAGCGCGCCGGCGGCGGGAUCGCGCGCACGGCCGACCUGCUCAUGCCGCUGGAUGCGCGCGGCGCGCGGCGGCUCAUGGAGCUCUCCUUCUACCGGAGGCAGGCCGUCACCUUGCUGCCGGACUUCGUGCUCCGGCAGGCCGUGCAGCAACUUUUUAGGGAUAAAAGGGAGGAGAAGAUUGAGCUGAUGAAGGCUAUCGCUGUUGGCACAGACGAGUUCAAACUGACACCCUUGUCUCAGGACGUCUUGCUCGUAUGGGGAGACCAUGAUCAGAUAUUUCCCUUGGAUAAGGCGUUUGACGUCAAGAGGUGCUUAAGCGAGAAUGUCAGACUGGAAAUCUUUGAGAAAACAGGCCAUGUGCCUCAGAUGGAGGACCCGGCCCGGUUCAACAAGCUUGUCUUGGAUUUCCUACUCGCACCACAAAAGCCUCCUUCAUUCGAUUCAACAGCAAGAUACGUAGAGGUUCAACCGGCCAAAUUGGUUCAGUUGACUGCUGAGUCGAAUCAGUAGCGUGUAGCAAGUUGAGAAAGUUCAGGGCUGCACGCAUAUGAAACGCUUCAAGUUAUUGUUCAGUCCUCUGAAGUGUAAACUUCUUGUUCUAUUUUCAAAUCCGUUUGAACU
Molecule: messenger RNA, 1213 nt
Organism: Panicum hallii
Lineage: Eukaryota; Viridiplantae; Streptophyta; Magnoliopsida; Poales; Poaceae
Product: 2-hydroxymuconate semialdehyde hydrolase-like
Exons: 4
Coding region: 71-1102 (343 amino acids)
Molecular function (GO): catalytic activity
Source: RefSeq, a predicted model, not a curated record